Messenger RNA from Setaria italica (foxtail millet), 1326 nucleotides. RefSeq names its product ras-related protein RABA2a. The coding region runs from base 187 to 858 and encodes 223 amino acids. Gene Ontology annotation, molecular function: GTPase activity; GTP binding. The transcript has 2 exons. Gene Ontology annotation, cellular component: endosome. The record is from RefSeq and is a predicted model, not a curated record. NCBI's taxonomy places the organism in Eukaryota, Viridiplantae, Streptophyta, Magnoliopsida, Poales, Poaceae.
CCUUUUUCGCAAAGGACGAAACGAACAAACAAGAGUCCUCGUUCCGUGCCACCGUCGCCACGCCUCCCAAAGCGACAGCGAGGCACGCGGCGCGAGGACUCCUCCAAGCAACGAGUCAGAAGCGGCGCUGCAAGGCGGCGGCGGCCGGCGAGAGAGGCGAGGAUAAGGAGGAGCGGAGGAAGGGGCAUGGCUCGGCGGCCGGCGUCGUGGGAGCAGGGCGGCGACGAGUACGACUACCUCUUCAAGGUGGUGCUCAUCGGCGACUCCGGCGUCGGCAAGUCCAACCUGCUCUCCCGCUUCACCAAGAACACCUUCGCCCUCGACUCCAAGUCCACCAUCGGCGUCGAGUUCGCCACCCGCACCCUCCAGGUGGAGAAUAAGACUAUAAAAGCUCAAAUAUGGGACACUGCUGGCCAGGAGAGAUAUCGAGCAAUUACAAGUGCUUACUAUCGUGGAGCUGUAGGGGCAUUGCUAGUCUAUGAUGUCACUAAAGUAAUGACAUUUGAGAAUGUGAAGCGGUGGCUGAAGGAGCUCCGGGACCAUGCUGACUCAAACAUUGUUGUCAUGCUCAUUGGUAACAAGAUCGACCUUAGGCAUCUCCGUUCUGUUGCGGUUGAGGAUGCUGCAAGCUUUGCAGAGAGUGAAGGGUUGUUUUUCAUCGAGACCUCUGCACUUGAUGCAACAAAUGUUGAGAAGGCUUUUCAAACUGUGCUAGCUGAGGUCUACCGAGUUAUCAGCAAGAAGCCCCUGUCAUCUGAGGAGUCUGGAUCAGGGUCUGGUAAUAUCAGAGGGGGACAAUCCAUUCAAGUGUCAGCCACAAAUUCUAGCACCCUUACAUCACGGUGCUGCUCUUCUUAGAGGUGCUCAUCAGGAUCAUGUGAACAAACAAUUGAGGUCCUCCAUUUGAGUCGUAGACUUGUCGAAAUAUAUUACUCUCUGCGUGAGCAAUAAGUGUAGAUUUUAAGAAUGGCAGACUUGAGACACUGACUACUUGACCUGCAUAGUCUUUUUACAUCAAAAGCUACUGUGGGAGGAAAGGUGUAUCGCUCUCUAACUGAGCAAAAAACUCUGUACCACUCCCAGCAAAGCUCCUUGCUCUUACCUAGUAGCAGGGUAGUAUUUAUAUAAUUUGCAGUUGUGGUUUUUGUUGGGUUAACUAUUUUAUUUGUAUUGUUAACCUAGUAAAAAUCAACUUCUGCAUAUACACCUGACGUUAGUAGCUGGUGGUUGUGCUUCCUAUCUUGCAAUUACUGUUGUGGAUGCUGUCCGUCAUUUUUCUUCUCCUGAGAUUGAAACUGUAUGUCAAUGGAUUGUCCUAGUUUUCAA